AUGCCAUUAUCAGCAGUAGUAGAAGAAGCAGCAUCAUCGAAGCUUUUGUUGUUGCAGAAUUUAGAUACCUAUGGAGGAGAAAGUGGAGGUGCAGGCUCUGAAUUCAACCCAAUUCUGAUACAACUUGCAUUAUUAUGUACGGUUGUUGGUUCCUGCAUAUCUUUCUUUUCAGUUUGGUUGCAUUGGAAAAAUUAUAGAAAGCCGAAUCAACAAAGACAGGUUAUUCGUAUAUUAUGGAUGUACAGUAACAAAAAGCAGCAGCAGUCUGAAAAAAAUGAUAUAGAACUGACGUAUUCUUUCAAUUCAGGUACUUAUAUUUCACUCGUUUCACUUAACGUUGCGUUCUACGUCGACACUUUCCGAGAUAUUUAUGAGGCAUUUGUCAUUUAUGCCUUCUUCAAUCUUUUACUCAACAAGUUGGGAGGCGAAAGAGCAUUAAUCAUUAUGCUUCAUUCAAGACCUCCAUCACAAAACUUCUUUCCUGGUACAUUGUAUUCGAGAGAAAUAUUUGUCGGUGAUCCUUACACUUUCCUUUUUGUGAAAAGAGGCAUUCUGCAAUUUGUUUAUGUUAAGCCUAUCCUAGCUAUUCUGACUAUGAUUUUGAAAGCAACUGGCAACUACAAUGAAGGUCAGUUUACAUGGUCAAGUUCGUAUGCUUGGUUGACGUUCUUUUAUAAUUUGAGUGUUUGUUUAAGUUUAUGGUGCCUGAUGGUGUUUUUCUAUGCGACAAAGAAGGAUUUGACAUCUUUCAGGCCUCUACCGAAAUUCCUUUGUGUAAAAGCUAUCAUUUUCUUUUCUUUUUGGCAAGGUGUUGUUGUAGCAUUACUCGUAUUUGCUGGAAUCAUACCCGAAGCUGAGCAUAUUUCAGUUGCAAUCCAGGAUUUCCUUGUAUGCAUAGAAAUGGUUCCUUUCGCCAUCGCUCAUUCAUUCUCUUUUUCUUAUGAAGACUACUUUGAUCAAACAGUUCAUUCUGCUCGCAUGCCUAUUCGAAAAGCCAUCAAGGACUCUUUUGGUCUUAAAGAUGUCGUAAUGGAUACAUUAACCACCAUGAAGGGCUCUGGUUUCAGUUACCGUUCCUUCGAGCCUUCUGAGGGUGUACCGCAUAUGGGUAGCAGCCGUACCUCUCGUAUAAUGGCGGGAUUACGUUAUUCAAAUAUUACAACAAAGAAGCGUUGGUUAGAGCCCGUUCCUACAUCACGGUUCCUUACCUCGUCAGGACGGGGUAUGAAUGAUGAAGUUCAGCCAUUGGAAGAGCCAGAACCAUUAGCUUUUGACGACCCCGAUCCGUCAGAUCCAAUGGAGGCAUUAUAUGAAGCGAGUCGGAAGAUGGUAUUUGGUGAUUAUAAUUACCCUGUGGUCGAUUUCCGAGUACCAUUAUGGCGGCUGGCUCGGCAAGAACGUCGUCGUCAACAACGAGGUUAUGGUACAUCAAGUAUAACAACCACAAUUAGCGCUGGAAUGCAACAGCAAGGGCAAGAGCAGCAUAACAAUUAUAUCAGUAGCUUGGUAGGAGAAUACAGUCGUAAAAAGAAGAAAUCCAAGAGACAUCAGCGAAGAAAUAGUGAUGAAAACCUAAUUGGGCCCAGGGAAGGGUGCAUUGAUGUCAUUAUUGAGCAAGGAAAAGGACAUUAUGUACUAGUAGAUGAUUUAUCAGACGAAGAAGCACAGCUACCUGUGAAAGAAUUACCUUCGUUACCUAGUAGGAAACCAACAUUAUCCAAUAUAAAGCGGGCUGAUGGACCUUUCAUGAGCGCUAGUACACCUACUACUACGGCAAAAGCUGUUUCACCAAAAAUUGCUGUUAUGAGGCCAAUAUUGAGCAAUACAAAAAUGGCUAGUAGCAGCAGUACCAUUAUUGCAAAUGCUAUUCAUAACACAAACACGAAUCUUGACAAAACAAGAGAUAUCCAAAGUUCUUCAUCUACAUCCACAAAUCAAAGAUACCCUUCUACUGUUGCUACCGUGCAACAACACCAGCAGCAGCAAUCAAACAAUGUUAAAAACACUAUAUUUUCGACAUCACCCUCACAGCUAUCACCGUCACCGCGUACCUCACCUACUAUUACUACUAACAAUUUAGAUUACCAACAGCAACAGCCUUAUAUAGCUCAUAAUUACAGUCAUGAUAACCCGUCAGAUACUUGGCAAUGGUCACAGCGCAACAAUAACAUUCACAGUACCGCAGACGUUAGUGGCUCCAAUAAAAACUCGGAUACACUGAGUGAGGAAGAAAUUCUUAGCAGUGACGUUUGGAAAUAA
Molecule: messenger RNA, 2259 nt
Organism: Mycotypha africana
Lineage: Eukaryota; Fungi; Mucoromycota; Mucoromycetes; Mucorales; Mycotyphaceae
Product: organic solute transporter Ostalpha-domain-containing protein
Exons: 6
Coding region: 1-2259 (752 amino acids)
Biological process (GO): transport
Molecular function (GO): transporter activity
Source: RefSeq, a predicted model, not a curated record